Messenger RNA from Felis catus (domestic cat), 3842 nucleotides. It is a transcript of the gene OR10G3, whose product is annotated as olfactory receptor 10G3. Gene Ontology annotation, molecular function: G protein-coupled receptor activity; olfactory receptor activity. Lineage: Eukaryota; Metazoa; Chordata; Mammalia; Carnivora; Felidae. The transcript has a single exon. Gene Ontology annotation, biological process: G protein-coupled receptor signaling pathway. The record is from RefSeq and is a predicted model, not a curated record. Gene Ontology annotation, cellular component: membrane. Bases 1349 to 2290 code for a protein of 313 amino acids.
AGUUUCGUUCCCCAUCCUCAUAACCUCAAUAAGGAAAUGAGAACCCAACAGAGCUGUGAAACUUUUCUGGGAGCCAAGAAGCAAGCUGAUGACCCAGAUUCAUUACAAUAUUAACAUUUAGGGUUUCCAGCCAGCAGCAGGACCAUCUGUCCAUAAUGUCUUUCUCAAAGGUUGUCACUUCCCUGCUCUUCACAUUCAUUUGAGCCAAAGCACAAGAGUGAAGCUGGAGGGAAUUAUUAAUCAGAGAGUUCCUGACUUCUCUGUUAAUCUCACUCUCUUCCUUCUGAGUGGAUGUGAAUCAUUCCAGAGCAAAAUCAAUGAAUCAAUCCAUUUCAAUUUCUUGGACAUCCCACCUCAACCCAUAAGCUUAGAUAUUAGCGAAUUGUACAACUGGUGAGUUUUAAAAGCUCAUUAAUCAACCUUUUUCUUUAGGUGGGAAAUGCCAAUCAAGAGGUUGGACCAAAAACUUAAAAUAACUCUUCUACGCUGAAAGCCAUUUGCCCUGCUCUUCUCUCAUCCUCUCCAGUCAUCCUUGCUUUUUCUCUCAUCUCUGAUGUCUCACUACAGACAUCCAUCUUUGCUUCCUUUUCUCCUCUCUUUCCUUACUGUGUCGCAAGGCCACACUAUUAUAUACAAAGAAACAAAAUACAUAGCAGCAAGUACCAACUGUAACUUUAUUUACAUGCUUACAGCCUCAUGGACUUCCUUUCAUUGUAAAGAACUUGGAGAGUAGACUCACACAGCAUCAAGAUAUGUCACAUACAACUAGCCAUUUAAUCACAAUUGUGUUCCAUUCUCUCUACUACAAAUGGGUACAAAGAAUUUUCUCAUUCCCUUUCUGCAUACUCCCCACUCUACGUAUAAGUUUAUGUACUGGCACGAUAAGAAUGAGUCAGUGGAUUCUGGAGGUUAAAGUGGCAGAGCAUCUAACAAAACAAGUGUCUUUUCCCACACAUGUUGCUUCCAGUAAACCCUUAAUCUUUGGCAAAAGUGUUCCAGGUACAAACUCCUAGGAGCAAGCUUUUUCUGUAAAAGCCCAGAGAAUAAAUAUUUUAGGCUUUUCAGGACAAAUGCAACUACUUAACUCUGCCAUCAUAGCACCAAAGCAGCUACAGACAACACAUAAGUAAAUGAGCAUGGCUGUGUUCCAAUAAAACUGUAUUUACUAAAUAGGCCAUCUCUUGCCAUAAAGCAUACUUCUCCCUAUCUGUCAUCUCCCCCACAUAAAGAAACUUCUCCAUCAUUGCCCUUCAUUUUUUACAAGCUCUUUCUCUAGGUUUUCCUCACUUCCUUCUCACUUCCAUGCUAACUCUUCUCUUGUCCAUUCUCUAGGUAAGAUCUCCAGAGGAUGGAAAGAGUCAACAGCACAUCGUUGACUGAGUUCAUUCUCACAGGAAUUCCCUACCCACUCAGACUAAGGACAUUUCUGUUUGUGUUCUUUUUGCUAAUCUACAUCCUGACUCAGCUGGGAAACCUGCUCAUUCUAGUCACUGUCUGGGUAGACCCGCAGCUCCAUGCCCGUCCCAUGUACAUCUUUCUUGGUGUUCUCUCCGUCAUUGACAUGGGCAUCUCUACCAUCAUUGUCCCCCGCCUCAUGAUGAACUUCACUCUAGGCAUCAAACCCAUCCCCUUUGGCGGCUGUGUUGCUCAACUCUAUUUCUAUCACUUUUUGGGUAGCACCCAGUGCUUCCUCUAUACCUUGAUGGCCUACGAUAGGUACUUGGCAAUAUGCCAACCCCUGCGCUACCAUAUUCUCAUGAAUGCUAAGUUGAGUACCUUGCUUGUGACUGGAGCUUGGGUGGCAGGAUCCACCCAUGGGGCCCUCCAGGCUAUCCUAACCUUCCGUCUGCCCUACUGUGGGCCAAACCAGGUAGAUUACUUCUUCUGUGACAUCCCUGCAGUUUUGAGGCUAGCCUGUACUGAUACAACAGUCAACGAGCAGGUGACCUUUGUGGACAUUGGGGUGGUGGUUGCCACUUGUUUCUCCCUGAUCCUCCUCUCCUAUGUACAGAUCACUCAGGCCAUCCUGAGAAUCCGCACAACUGAUGGGCGGCGCCGAGCCUUUUCAACCUGUGGGGCCCACGUAACCGUGGUAACCGUGUACUAUGUGCCCUGUGCCUUCAUCUACCUGAGGCCUGAAACCAACAGCCCCCUGGAUGGGGCAGCUGCCUUAUUUCCCACAGCUAUCACUCCUUUCCUCAACCCCCUCAUCUACACUCUGCGGAACCAAGAGGUAAAGCUGGCCCUGAAGAGAAUGAUAGGAGGCCCUGGGACUAAGAGUGAGGUUUGAAAGUGUCUGUCCCCCACUGGUGAAACCUUCACAGUUUAUCCUAAUGCUUACAUUUCAGUGAAGUUUUCUUUAUUAUUAUUUUUCUCUUUUAUGUAGCCAUAUAAUAUCAAUACAAUAAGAGCAAACACAGUUUCAAGUAAAAUACCACUUUCUAGCAGUUCCUUGGUAUCCCCUUCAGACAAACAACCUCAGCUACUCCAACAGUAGAAAGUGAGGCUAAAGUCACUCAAAAACUGGCACGCUUCCACAUCCAGAGAACUGACAGAACAAAAGCACCUAAUGGGCUUUUCAGCCUCUAGGCUUACAUUGGCCAAGCUUAAGAAGGACUAUAGUUCUUUUGAUGGAAGAAUGUUCCUCUGUUCUGUUCCAAUUGGAUAUUAACUUCAACAGCUAAUGCUAGAAGAGAAACUAUAGAUGCCGUGCUACAUGCAUGUUAACAGGCCUGGCUCUGGGGACUUCCUGAGGUCAUCAUAGGAUGUGGGGAGGAACUAAAGUGCUUCCUCUCCCUUGCCUGCUGAAGAAAUAACACUCCUCUUAAACUGGUGUUUUCACAAACCAAACCAAAUUAAACAAUACCUCCCCAGCAAAAAGGCAAUGAAGUCUUUUCAAAUGUCUCAAUAAUAAAUUCCCCCACGCCAAAAAGUAAAGCUCAAUAUGAAAUUUCCCAUUGAAAGAAAAUAGGGCAGGCACCUGGCUGCCUCAGUUGGUAGAGCUCAUGGCUCUUGAUCUCAGGGGUUGUGAGUUUGAGCCCCCAUUGGGUGUAGCUAUGGCUUAAAUAAAUAAAAUAAUAGGACAAUUAACCAGGGAACCGAAGUACUUUUCCCAAAUGAGUAUUUCAUAUCCAUUUAGAUUUGUGAGCUUGACAAGCUUUCAUUAAGUUGCCUGGGGCCUAAUCAAUGUGGGCAAACUUGGUGCGGUAUCUGUUGUUUCAAUCCCUUCACACCUCCAAUCUUAUUCUGUUGUGAUUCUGCCUCAUUCUCCAGCUUGUCAUAGUGGAUGGUUGCUUAUCCAUGUGAUGAAUGAUAUCGUGUUAUCUAUAAAACAAAGUCUCUUGGGCAUAGCCGAGAGUCAGAAGUUUGGGCAUGUAAAUGUUCAUUUCCAAAGGAAAUUAGGUUCACCUAAUUGAUAUAGGAGACAAAAAAACUAACCAUUCUCCUUUGGAUGAAGCUGACUGACACACACAAUUUUUCAGCAUUUUGUUCACAAAACAAACAAUAUACUGGAUAUCAACUCCCUUACACUAAAACAUUACUUCUGAAAUCUUAGUCUUUCAAAAUAUUUAAUAAAUAAAGUGACUAAACUGUGAAUCACAAAAAUAAACUUAGAGCUACAGCCAAUAAGCCAAAAAUACUUCCAAAGGCUAUUAUACAUCUUGCUCCUAUUUUCCCAGGUGCCUAGCACAAUGGUUAUCAUACCUGUUGUUUUAACAAUUAAUCAAAUAACAUUAAUAAAUGAGAAUAAUAAAAAAUUAUUUUUUUAAAUCAAAUAACAUUAAAAUGAUCUGUAAGUGUAUAAUAAAAAUACAGAUCAAAAUGGAGUAAUUCUGGGGCAA